AUGCUCAGGUAUAAGGAAAAGCGAUGGGAUUCUAAAAGAAUGAUUGAUUCUGGUGGAAUGCCGUCAUCCCAUUCUGCAACUGUGAUGGCUCUAGCAGUAGCAAUUGGUCUACAAGAGGGAACAGGAGGACCAAGUUUUGCCAUAGCAGUUAUCUUGGCCUGUGUGGUGAUGUAUGAUGCCUCUGGAGUCAGACUUCAUGCUGGUCGGCAAGCUGAAUUGUUGAACCAAAUUGUCUGUGAAUUUCCUCCUGAACACCCUUUAUCUAGUGCUAGACCUUUGUGCGAUUCACUUGGGCAUACUCCACUCCAGGUAGUCGCUGGUGCUGCGUUGGGAUGCAUAGUAGCUUAUUUGAUGAAAAAUUCCAAUUAA
Messenger RNA from Ilex paraguariensis (yerba mate), 369 nucleotides. The record is from the annotation of a GenBank genome assembly. Lineage: Eukaryota; Viridiplantae; Streptophyta; Magnoliopsida; Aquifoliales; Aquifoliaceae.